AUGCCGCCCGCAGCGAGCUCGACAGCCGCAGCGUAUGUGCAGUCCAACGUCGGCGCAUCCACGUCGGCUACCGCAACGGCGGCAACAGUGACGAACGCUGACGGUGGCAGCAGCACAAGCGAGUUGUCUCGCCAUUCUCACUCUGUUGCUCAACAGGCCCACCAAGGCAGCAGCAACAGCAACAACAAGGCGCUCGUCGGCUCGCGGCGCGGCACGCGCUCGUCACGCCGACGCUCUGUCUCGGACCACAUCCGCAACAGCAAGGGCGUUCCCGUGUACACCGACGCGGACCAUCCGCUCGCACCGGCGCGGCUCGCCGCGCGUGGCUACCACAGUUUCAGCUGUCUCGGCGUGCCUUUCUACGUCAACCGCCGCUACCGCUUCAUACGCGAGCUUGGUAUCGGCGCAUAUGGCUGCGUCGCGCUCGCGCGGGACCUGGUGCUCGAUUGCAAUGUCGCCAUCAAGAAGGUGACCCGCGUUUUUGAGCGUGACGUACUCGCGCGCCGCGCGUUGCGCGAGGUCGCCAUUCUGCGGCACCUCAGCCUGUGCGAUAACGCGACGGUUUUGCUCGAUUUCGACGCCUCGUUCGUGCAGUUUGGCGAGAUCUACUUUGUCCUCUCCGCCUCCGAAGCGGACCUGUCGCAGAUCAUCCGCUCCGGCCAGCAGCUGUCUGACGCGCAUCUGCAAUACUUUACCGCCCAGAUCCUCCGCGGAGUCCGCUACAUGCACAGUGCGCGCAUCAUCCACCGCGACCUCAAGCCCGGCAACCUGCUCGUCAAUGCAGACUGCGCACUGCGACUCUGCGCAAGCCCAAAGCUCAAAGUCCGCACGACCCGCCUUGACUUCCCGGGCGGGCCGCUGACCGAGUACGUCGCCACGCGCUGGUACCGCGCUCCAGAAAUCAUGCUCUGUUUCAAAGAGGGCUACGGCCCAGAGAUCGACAUGUGGUCUGUUGGCUGCAUCCUCGCUGAGCUCAUCGGCGGCCGGCCGAUCUUUGCGGGGAAGGACUACGUCGACCAAAUCGCGCGAAUCAACAACGUCCUCGGCACGCCCGCACCCGAGACAAUUGCCAAGAUCGGCUCGGCGCGCGCUAAGACGUAUGUGCAGAGCUUGCCGCAGAUGCCCAAGGUCCCGUUCGAGAAUUUGUACCCAAAGGCGUCGCCUGAAGCGCUUGACCUGCUCGGCCGCAUGCUCACGUGGGACCCGCACGAGCGCAUCUCGGCCGAAGACGCGCUGCAGCACCCAUGGCUCAAAGCGUACCACGAGAGCAACGCACGCUGGCUCCCGCCCGAGCCUUUCGAGCGCUUCGAGGACGUCGAGAUGAUCUCUAGCUUUAAGCAAUUCCAGGACGCGAUCGUCCGCGAGGCCGACGAGAUGCGCGCAGAGCUCGCCGCGCUCGACGUCGAG
Messenger RNA from Tilletiaria anomala UBC 951, 1407 nucleotides. RefSeq names its product Pkinase-domain-containing protein. The annotation marks the transcript as partial. Gene Ontology annotation, cellular component: nucleus; cytoplasm. The record is from RefSeq and is a predicted model, not a curated record. NCBI's taxonomy places the organism in Eukaryota, Fungi, Basidiomycota, Exobasidiomycetes, Georgefischeriales, Tilletiariaceae. Gene Ontology annotation, biological process: intracellular signal transduction; protein phosphorylation. Gene Ontology annotation, molecular function: ATP binding; MAP kinase activity. The transcript has 3 exons.